AAUAAUCGAUUAACACGAUUUAUUUGACACAUCUAAUUCAUGCAUGUGGACACCAUACAUAGGCAUACGAUUAUGUAAUAAAUUAUGGUAAGUUUGGUCUGGAAACGCAAAUGGAGGAGCACAAUCGCGAAACCAUCGUCUUCGUUGUUGCGUUCAGGCUUCGAAAUUCCGGGAAGGAUUGAAGAAGAAUUGGGAAGAGAAGAUCUAGCCAAUCAUGGAAAUUCAAACGACAAAAACCCUAGCCGAGACUGAUGCUUCACUCUCACGCGGACCAACUCCACCUGCCAAUCGGUCGGGUUCUGGGUCCGAGUCAGUUGUCGGGGCCCCGGGAAAUGGGUCUAGGGUUUCUGGCGGUGGCAACGGGGGUUUGAACAACGGUGACAACUGCGUUGGUGGCGACACUGAAGGUGCAGAUAGAGGUAGGAUUGUUGAGGCUGAAUCUCAGGAUGUUGAUUUGGGCCGGAUUGGAAUUUUGCUGGUUGUGGACGUUCCCGUCCCUAGGAACGGUGUUGAAGCGAGUGGGAAAAAUUCUGGGCAUGGAGGUGAUGAAGGUUCUAUGGCUGGAAAUGGUGGAGACAAAGAUGAGAAGCAAAUGGAACUUCCAGAUUUUGUGUCCGAGGGGGGCGGAACCGGAGCGGAAGCCAGUGGACAUCAUGCGAAACCUAAUGGGAAUGAGAAUUCUGAUGGCGAGGGGAGUGAGGAUGACGGUGACGAAGAACAUGAGUACUCUGUUGGGGACUUCGUGUGGGGAAAAAUUAGGAGUCACCCUUGGUGGCCCGGGCAAAUUUAUGCUUCAAAUGCGUCUGAGUAUGCAAGAAAGUAUGAUAGCAGGGAGCGGCUGCUUGUUGCAUACUUUGGGGAUGGCUCAUUCUCAUGGUGCUCCCCUUCUCAGUUGAAACAUUUUACGGAGAAUUUUGAGAAAAUGUCUAAGCAAAGUAGUUCUAAGAACUUUCUGAAUGCUGUAUGCGAGGCACUGGAUGAGAUAGGUAGGCUGGUGGAGUCAACAUUGACUUGUUCUUGCAUUUCAGAGGACACCAGGAUUCAGCUUGCUAGACCGUCGUCGAUAAAUGCUGGAAUCAAGCAAGGUGUCCUUGUGCCUGACUGUGAUUUAGAUAGAUGUUCAAUUAUUCAGUAUGGACCAGCAGAAGUAAUUGCAACUUUGAAGUGUAUUGCAAAGGUAAGUUAUACUCCCAGUAUGCUUGAGCUUACCGUGUUGAGAAGUUGGAUGUCAGCAUUUUAUCGUGCUAAAGGGUGCCACAUGCUGGCUUUGUAUCAUGAACCCCUGGAUAUUGAAGGUCUCGAAGACAAGAGUAGGAAUGGGGCGACUAAUGUAACUGAUAUUUGUGCUCCAGUUGAACUUCCAAUGCAAGGUCCAUCUGAAGAAGAGUGGGUUUCUUCUCCGGAACACCAUGAGUUUGACCAAGCUGAUCAAUCAGUGUUGCAGAAGUGCCCACAAAUAUCAAAGAAUAAGCUCUACCAUAGAAGGAAGAGGAAAAGUGUGGCUCAACUUAUGAAAGAAGAUAAGAAAGGGGACUACCACUACUGAUGCAACAGCCCUGGCAGACUGGUAUCAACAUCUGAGAAGAGAGAAAGGAAGGGUGGUAAAGAAGCUGUAAGUGAGGGUAGCAGUGAUUUCACUUCUCCAUCAGAGAGGAAGAGAGGGAGGAGGAAUAUGACUGAGAUUUUAAGUUCUCCUAAUUUUGUAGGGAACAGAGAAUCACAUACUAAAGAUGGUGGUAAUGAGGGUGAAGAAGAAAUUGGGAAGUUCGAGAAUGGUGAUGGCAAUCCCAAAGAAGAAUCUGAGUGUGUGUCUACACCAAGGGAAAGGAAGAAGAGCAAAUACUUAUCACCUCCCUUCACUACUCUGAAGUCACCUUCCUUUAGUCUGAAGUGGAGGGCGAGAAACUCAAGCUGUAAGCAGGACUCAGAGGCAGAAUAUACAAAAAUUGCUGAGGUUGCUGAAGUGGGUGAGAGGGCGACCAAGGCUGCCAGUGGGCUUAUUGGAUCUUCUCCCCCUGUGAAGUGUGAUGAUGAAACUUUUAAGACAAAAGUCUCCAAGGUAGCUGAUACAGCAGUUGACGCAUCUGUUAACCCAAUUUCUGAGUCACCUAAAGGAGAUCAGAAAAGGAUUACUUCCUCAAGUUCUCAGUCACCCAACAAAGAUCGGAAAAAGAUUACCAAGUCAAAUCCUCAGUCUCCCAAAGAAGAUAAGAAGCUGAUGAUUGACUCGGUGGAAAUAAGUGCAUCUAUAAAAGAAGUAGUUUCUGAAGUAAGAUCUGCAGCCCUUGAUCCUCUAUGUUUGAGGGAGAAAUUUUCCAUUGAUAUGAUUGCGGGAUUCACUACUGCAUUUAGAAGUGCAAUCUAUUUGAACGGCUCCAACUACAAAAUGUACCAAAACCAUCGACGAGGUAGAAAGCGUAAGUCAUUGAACUCCAGGCUUGAGUUACUGGAAGGCAACCUGAACCAGACUGACACUGUCUCACCUGAAUAUGUAUCCCAGCAGACAAGUAAUGAGAACGAUGAACAGGAAAAAUCAGUUGAACCAAGGAUUGAUCAGUCUGCUGUAGCUUCAGUCAUUAAGGUGAAUGACAAGGGCAUUGGCGGAGUAGCUUAUGCACCUGUGAGCCUUCUUGUGACAUUUCCCCCUGGGUUCUCUUUGCCGUCAAAGAGUGACCUCAUCUCAGUAUUUAGCAAAUUUGGGCCUGUGAACGAGAUGCAAACAGAUGUAUUACCCAGUUCUUCCAGUGCUAGGGUUGUCUUUGUGAAGGGCCCUGAUGCUGAAGCAGCAUUUAAAAAAUCUACGAAGAGGAGCCCCUUUGGACCUGCUAAAGUCAAUUUCCGGCUCAAGUAUCCCUCGGCUGCUCCAGGGUGGGUGAAGGCAUUCUAGCUGCUUCACAGCAUUCUGCUGUUGAUGAAGCGUCUGGCCUCGUGUUCAUAAAGCAAAAACUUGAGAUGAUGGCAUCAAUGCUGGAAACGUCUAAUGCCAAAACGUUCCCUGAGAUGAAGUCCAACUUAGAGGUUGAGAUGAAAGGCCUCUUGGAAAAGGUAAACUCAAUGGCCAAUGCCUCAUCUUGAAUUGGGGUAGUGGCAGAUGAGUGGGGCCAGUUUGUGGCCAUCUAAGCUUCAGCCUGCGACUCUUUUACAUAGGAAUAGAUGUUCGUGUUGCUUCGUAGUUAAAUUUCCGACAUAAGAGGUAAAUUUGAUAUAGAUCGGUUGCGUCUGUGUUAGCAAACUUGUUCUGCUUUUAUCAUCUCAUAGUGAACAUUAUCUUCUUCUACUUCUCCCCUCUCGCUCCAGAUGAAUGGGUAACUUCUGAACAUUUAUCUUA
Molecule: messenger RNA, 3328 nt
Organism: Diospyros lotus (date-plum)
Lineage: Eukaryota; Viridiplantae; Streptophyta; Magnoliopsida; Ericales; Ebenaceae
Product: PWWP domain-containing protein 3
Source: RefSeq, a predicted model, not a curated record